AUGCCUAUUCUACAAAUCGUUCGACCUAUUUAUAUUCGAUCAAUUCGAAAGAAAUUUCAAGAAUUACAAGAAAACGAUAUUGAUUCUAUAUCGGAUGAAUAUUAUUCUCGUCUUGAUCAAAUACAUACAUCGAAUAUUUACGAUGAGAAAUUUUCACAAUUAAUUUUCAAUGAUCAAACAUGGUUUCAAUUAUAUUUUCAUGAUCAAAUAGCAAUGCAUUUAGCUGAUGUUGAAAUUCAACUUUCAACUGAUUUUGUGUUUGAUUUAAUAACAAGUAAUCCAACACGAACAAUUAAACAAUAUAAACGAUUAUUUUUUAUUGAACAUAUUGAAUUAACAAGAUUUCUUCGUCUAUUUGAAAUUAGUUUACAAUUAGUUACUGAAGAACAAAUUCGAAAUAUAAUUACAAAACAAUGGAUUGAGAUUCCACCUAAUAUGAUACAAUCUUCCGAAUUCUAUACACUUGUAUUAGCUAAUAAUGAACAAUUUUAUUUAUUACCACUAAAAGCAACAAUUCUUGAAAAACAACAAAUAUUUGAAUGUGAAGGUGAUCCUAUGAUUGAAACAAGUCUAAUGAAUUUAAUUGAACUUAUUCUUUCACCAUCUGUUAUACAAGAAGUUAAAAAUAUUCAACAAAUAACAACAACAUUUAGUUUAAUUGCACAAGGUAUUCGUGAUUUCGAUUCAUAUGUAGUCAAUAAUUUAGAAAAACUUUGUUCAUAUCUUAAUUUUGUUCAUUGUCUUACUACAUUAAUACCUUAUAGAGCUCUUGAAGUUUUUCAAGAUGUUUCUAAGAGUGGUUUUGAUGCAAAAUUUCAUUCAUGUUCAAGUGUUCAUUCUUUUAUUACUCAAUUACGAGACUGUAUUAAAUUUGAACAAUCAACGGCUGAUGAAAAUAUUAUUCAUCGAGCAUUAGUUAAACUUGAACUUGAUUAUCUAAAAGAUUGGUUAACUGAUAAUGAAGAUUCUUAUGGUGAAAUUUUAACACUUAUGAAUGAUGAAAAUAAUGAUCUUUGGCUUUAUUCAGCAAAAUUUUUUACAAUUAUUGAUAAUAAACUUGAAUUAACAUCAACAUUAAAAAAAAUUCAUGGUAAUCUUCCAUCAAUUGAUCAAUAUGAAUAUUUAAAUCAAUCUCUUGAAAUACCAAAUGUAUCUACACGUAAAAUUGAACGAUUAAUGGUCAAUCGACUUCAUAUGCAUUUAAUGUUGAGCGUUGAAGGAGAUGAUAUUGAUUCACAACUUACUAAUGAAUAUCCAUAUUUUAUUGAAAAUGUUCGUAUAAUUCAAAAUAAUACAAAAUUACAUGUUCUUCAAAAGAUUUCAUUAAUUGCAUGGUUAAAAUAUUAUGCACAAAUGUAUGCAUUUACUUUAAUUAAUUAUAGUCAUGAAGGUAUAUUAUUGGAUAUUGAUAAAUUUCUAACUAAUACAGAUACACCAUUUUGUUCAACACUUAAACUUUUUAUUAUGAAACAAAUUUUACAGAUGUCAAAAGUUAGAUUUGAAGAAUUCCGUGACAUUUAUGUUUAUCGUAAUCUUCUUUGGAUAAAACCAUUUUUUCAACGUUCACGUGAGCAACAAACAACAAGUAAUCAUCAAAUUUUUAUACCUCCAAUGCCUCUUUUUCAAUGUCGACAACAAUUUAUAAGAAUUCGACAAACAUUCAAUAGUACAGAUAGAAAUAAUCAAAUAAGAAAAGUAAUUCAAGAAUGCAAUCAUACACAAGAAUUAUCUUAUGCCUUUCUAUGUUGGUUUAUUGAAUAUUAUUCUCGUUUUACUCAACCAAAUACAGAAAUAGAUGCUAAUUUUAUUCGAAUUAUUCAACAUGAUUUUAGUCAAGAUUUGAUUAAAUCAUUUACACCAUUAGGCCAUCGAUUUCUUAUUGAUCUAUGUUCAAAUUUUUCAGAAAAAUCAUAUUUUCGACUUCAUUCUGAAAUGUUACCCGAUGAUAUUCAUAAACGUUUACUUGCGUUAAAUAUUGUCGCUGUGUUUAUUUCAUUUAGAGCACAACCAGACAUUACACUUCUAGGUAAUAUUCUCUUUGAUAAUCAGCGACGAAUGCCAAGCAGUUAUGUUCAACAUCUGUCAACAAUCUGCUUACCAGGUUUGACAAUUAACAGUACUAUUGUUAGUCAAAUGAUGUAUGUUUGUGCUCAAGUUCAAGAUCGUAUCAAUAGAUGUGUAAUUUUUCGUGAUUAUGAAAAAUUUAUUUAUCAAUGCUCAGAAGAAUGUUCCUGGAUGUUCUUUUCUGAAGAAUAUAGUGUUCCAACCAGUAACACUGUUUGUCCUUUAUGUCAGAAAAAGAUCGGUGUUCUUAUUAAACGUAGUCCUCCUCAACUUCAACUAUCAAUUCCAGAAGCCCUUCAAAAAAUCGAUAAAUAUAUUAAUCAAGAAAAUCAAACAACCCGUUUUGGAUAUCAUAAUGUCAAGAAUGCAUAUGAAAGUAGUGUAGGUGACAAACCUGAUCAUUUAAAUCACUCAGUUUCAUUUUAUUUUAUUCAUUUUCUUAUACAUGGUCUUCUUCAUUAUUUGCAUGAUCGAAAUUAUUUGACUAAUGAUGAUUUAAAACGACGUCUUAAAAUACCAACAAAUACUCAUUUUCGUGAUCACUUCGAAAAAGAUUAUCAUCUUAUUUGUCGAACAUUAAUUGAUCCGAAAGAAUGUCAAAUAAAUACGAAUGAAAAUGUUAUAUAUAUUGAACAACUUAUCGAAAAAAAUCUUAUUUUUAAACAUAUCGAUUCAAUUGACAAUGAAAUAACUGAAUAUAAAAGAGCUCAUGCUGAAUUUAUACAAAAACAACAAUCAUUAGAAAGUUUUAUUGAUGAACUUUUUGAAAAUGAAGAACAAUAUCCAUUAUUAAAUUUUUUUAAUAUUACUACAUUUCAUACAUCAAAUCCGUUAGAUGAAUUUAUAUUGAAAAUACAAAAUUUACCUUUUGCGGAAAAAAAUUUUCCUAUUACAACAUAUCUUCUUAAACGUUUAGAUGAUUAUACAAAUAUUCAACAUUUAUAUCCAAUUUUUACUUUCAGUAAUUAUUUAACUAAAAACUUAAAUCAUCGAAUUACACGAAGUGAUGCUGUACAAACAAAAAUGAUUCAUUAUUUGACACCAAAUAAUCAUCGUUGUAUAACUAAAAAAAGGUUUGAUGAUUUUCUUGAUGCUUGGUAUGCCCUAACUUUCAAAGAAGUUCGUUAUAGAUAUCAAACACUAAAAUUUGAACAUGUUGGUCCUAAAGAAAAAUUUGCUGAGAAUACAAGUAUUACAAUGUUAUUAUUGACAUCAUCAAGAGAUGACAGUAUUCUUCUAACAGCAUGUUUAAAGACAAUAGCUGAAUUACAAAAUGAAAUUGUCAAUUAUUUUCAUAAUACAGUUGAAACAACAACAACAACAAAAACUAAAAAAACAGUUUACCAUUACAAUCAAUUCGAUCUGAACAUAUUUUUGCUCUUAAUCGUAAUGAUUUAA
This is a messenger RNA of Rotaria sp. Silwood2, 3462 nucleotides long. The record is from the annotation of a GenBank genome assembly. Lineage: Eukaryota; Metazoa; Rotifera; Eurotatoria; Philodinida; Philodinidae.